This is a messenger RNA of Toxotes jaculatrix (banded archerfish), 2514 nucleotides long. Its product is annotated as putative monooxygenase p33MONOX. The coding region runs from base 308 to 1255 and encodes 315 amino acids. NCBI's taxonomy places the organism in Eukaryota, Metazoa, Chordata, Actinopteri, Toxotidae. The record is from RefSeq and is a predicted model, not a curated record. The transcript is spliced from 9 exons. Gene Ontology annotation, cellular component: cytoplasm.
CCACUCAAUCAGGAAGCGUCUUUUGUUAAGCCGACACAAUAAUGGCAGCUACCCAACGGCUCCGUUGUUUUCUGCACGGUCCAGUCGACAUCGGGGGGUUUCCUAUGUGUCAGUCUUCGCUCUGAAGCCGCCAUUACCUCCGUUUUUCCCCUGGCCUUGCUGCUCACCCACAAUGAAUUACCAGAGGCUUCUGUGUGUCUCAGACAGACCAAUGUAACUGUGGCCUCCACUCCAUCUAGUGCACACCACAGCAGUGCAGCAGGAAGGUCCUGUCCCGGUUGCUCUUGUUCAUUGUCUUACAGAAAUCAUGUCUGGCUCAGGCGACUUACCAGCCAUCGAGGGUUCCGGGAUGGGCGGGAUGAAGCUUCCCAUCGGGAUGACUCGACGAGCCCUCAGCUAUGACGAUAACCUGGAGGCCCCCAUGUCCACGCCCCCCCACGACAUCAGCAUCAACAACCUGUGGAGACGACCCAUCAUACCGGAGAGGAAGUUCACACAGCUGGCUGAGGAGGAUGAGAGUGGUGCAGUCAGUCAGUCUACAGUGACAGACAACGCCCCCUCCAGGUCACCAGGUGUAGUGAAAACCAAGGCUUCCUCCAUCAUCAUCAAUUCCCUCAUCACCAAGCAGACUCAGGACAGUAUGUACAAGUUUGAGCAGAGGGCGGGGCUCACUGACACCAGCUACACGCCCCACAAAGGCCUCACCGCUGAGGAGACCAGACACCACCACCGCAUACCUGAAUCCCUCCAGAAACUACAGAUCCAGAGCAUGGAGGCCAGGGAAGAGCGAGAGAGCUCCUCCGCCCAGUCCACUCCAUCCAACACACCACACAGCUCCCCAAAACAACAACGCAGGUUGUGGUUUAGUAGCACAGGUUCAGAGGUCAGUCUUAGCUCGUCCAACAGCAGUGUGGACAUGGGAGGAGGAGACACGGCAGCGGGAGGAGUAGGAGGUGCGGUUGAAAAGUGGAGCAUGUUCACGCCUCGGCCUCUCGUCCAGAAGUCGACCUCUGACCUGGGAUCAGACUCUACAACUGCAGCAGGCUUUGCACUGCAGGCGUACCGCGGUGCCCAGAAGCCGACCCCCAUGGAGGUAAUGAAGUCACAGGCCACGCGGCUGACUGACAGCGCUGCCGCUCAGAAGAUGGCCCCUCCCAAAAUGGAGAUUCCCACAGUGGAAGGUCGGCGGCAGGGGGCGCGACCACACAAGCUCAAACACAGAGACAUGAACAUCCUGACGCCCUCUGGCUUCUGAGAGGACACGCGACAUCUGUCAAAGCUGCUCGUCGCUCCGACUCUAAAGGUCCCAUGAAAUGGAAACCUCACCCUGUUGUCACCAUGUGUCCCUGUACGUACUGUCGCACAAUCUGUGGUCACUUUUAAAAUGUGUCAAAGUCAUUUCAUCUUCAGUUGCUGUCAGUCGUUUGCAUUUCUAACCUGUUAACAUCCAUAACAGUGUUAGUAUGGUCCCAGAUCUCAAAUUACUGUGAUGGCUAAAACCACACAGCUAACUGGCGCUGGCGCUAACUGGCGCUGGCGCUAACAGCAGCGGCCGUCAUCAUCAUCAUCAUCCGUUCUGCUGCCUUUUUUAUGUGAAAACUUGUCAAACAUCAGCUGUGCAACCUCAAGACCAUUUCAUGGGAUCUUUAACAGCAGCUGCAACAUUCAGAUAGCCACUGUACCGUCCACCAUCGUCACCACUGAAACAAUUAUGGAUAUAAAAAAAGAAAACGGUGAAAAUUUCCCAUCUUCGCUGCUUUGAGGCACGUGCUCUGUGGCUUGGCCAUAAAAUCUCAGUCUUGACAUUUCUCUCAUCCUUCACUCUUUUAACUGUUAGACCUAGCUGUUGCAUGCUGGUGUCAACACUGAAGUUAAGAAGUUCAGCAUGAAUCUGCCCCAGAGUUCAGAUGACAUGGAAGGCAUGAGGUCAAAUAUUUAAGAACUUUGUCCAGUUGAAGGUGAAGAUGAUGGUGGUCCUGGUUUAGAAUGAUCCCCUGUGAAUGCACUUUAUCCUCGCUCUUCCCCCAACAUGAGCUCGAUUAUCCAACCCCGACCCGUGUUACACAACAGGAUGAAAAUCAAUGCAAGAAAACUGAUCUUAACAUCUUAUCUGUCUCUAAAAUUGGUCCAUUUGUGUUUCACUAAGCACGGAGAAGAGAAUAAAUUAAACCAAAUCCUUAAGUGUAGUUUAAUACAAAUCAAACAACCAGAACAAAAAAAAAAUCUGAAUUGUAAAAAGUUUGACUCAGGAAAUUGGCAGGCUCCUGCUCACUGAAACGUUCCACUUGGGUUUUUUUUUUUUUUGUUAGUUUUUCUUUUUUAAUAUGUUUUAUUGUGUAGAAUAAGAUUUUUUUUAAUCUGCUAUUGUAGCAACAGAUUUUCUUUCGUUGUGAUCAGAAGAAAAAAAGAAGUGCCCACCUGGUGUGUGUAAAAAUCAGAGCUACAUGUGACUCGCACACUGACUCUGGAGUCCAUCAACAUGGAUAAUGUAAUGAAAACAUAGAUAUAUAUAUA